CAGGAUGCCGAGCGUGCUGUGGAGCUGCCUGCCCGUGGUGCUGGGGCUGCUGCUCUGGCACCCCGCCGGCGCCAGCGGCCCGUGCUGGGAGAGCAGCAAAUGCCAGGACCUCACCAGCGAGGCCGGCAUUUUGGCGUGCGCCGCGGCGUGCAGGGCCGACCUGUCGGCGGAGGCGCCCGUCUACCCGGGGAACGGGCACCUCCAGCCCCUCUCCGAGAGCAUCCGCAAGUACGUGAUGAGCCACUUUCGUUGGAACAAGUUCGGCCGGAGGAACAGCAGCAGCGGCGGCGGGGGGCACAAACGGGAGGAGGAGGCGGGGGGCAACCCACCGCCCCCCCCCCCCCCCCCCCCCCCGCCCCGCCGCGAGGAAGAGCAGGGAACCGGGCUGGAGCGGGAGGAAGGCAAACGUUCCUACUCCAUGGAGCACUUUCGCUGGGGAAAGCCGGUGGGACGCAAGAGGAGACCCAUCAAGGUCUACCCCAACGGGGUGGAGGAGGAAUCAGCCGAGAGCUACCCGCUGGAAUUCAGGCGGGAGCUGGUGCUCAGCAGCACCGGGGCACCGCCCGAGGAGGAAGAGGAGGAGGAGGAAGGCCAGGAGGAGGAGAAGAAAGCCGGCAGCUCCUACCGCAUGCGCCAUUUCCGCUGGCAGGCGCCGGUGAAGGACAAGCGCUACGGGGGCUUCAUGACCUCGGAGCACAGCCAGACCCCUCUAGUGACUCUCUUCAAAAACGCCAUCAUCAAAAGCGCCUACAAGAAGGGGCAGUGA
Molecule: messenger RNA, 766 nt
Organism: Nipponia nippon (crested ibis)
Lineage: Eukaryota; Metazoa; Chordata; Aves; Pelecaniformes; Threskiornithidae
Gene: POMC
Product: proopiomelanocortin
Biological process (GO): regulation of corticosterone secretion
Cellular component (GO): extracellular region; secretory granule
Molecular function (GO): hormone activity; G protein-coupled receptor binding
Source: RefSeq, a predicted model, not a curated record